This is a messenger RNA of Monopterus albus (swamp eel), 1279 nucleotides long. It is a transcript of the gene rtraf, whose product is annotated as RNA transcription, translation and transport factor. Lineage: Eukaryota; Metazoa; Chordata; Actinopteri; Synbranchiformes; Synbranchidae. The record is from RefSeq and is a predicted model, not a curated record. The transcript is spliced from 8 exons. The coding region runs from base 150 to 878 and encodes 242 amino acids.
CAAUUAAGAGCGUCUUUAUUUUGAAAGUUAUAAUAGGAAGUUGUCAUUUGCACAUGCGCAAUGCCAUAGUGACAACAAGCUUAAAAAAAGCCGAGUUAGCAAGUGUUAGCUAAAGAAGACGGUCGUUUUCACUCAAAAUACUCGUUGAAAUGUUUCGGAGAAAACUGACAGCUCUAGAUUACCACAACCCCAGUGGAUUUGACUGCACAGAUGAGAUCCAGUUCAGGAACUGCAUCGUGUGGCUGGAGGACCAGAAGAUCCGGCAUUAUAAGAUAGAGGAUAGGGGCAACCUGAGGAACAUCCCCAGCUCAGACUGGCCCACAGCUUACCAGACGUACCUGCAGGAUGUGAACUGUCCGUUCGGAGUUCAGGAGAAGCCGGAGGCUUUAGACUGGUUACUGGGCCUGGCUGUACGAUAUGAAUAUGGAGACAAUGUGGACAAGUACAAGAACUGUCCGCCGCUAGCAGCCUCCAGUAAGAGCGACCGAGCAGUAGAUCCUCUGGUCAACCUCGAUAGUAAUUCACCAGAUUUCAAAGCAGGAGUUACAGCUCUGGCCAACAUCCUCAAGAUACAGCGGCAUGAUGACUAUCUGGUUAUGCUGAAGGCCAUUCGUAUUCUGGUCCAGGAGAGACUUUCUCCAGAAGCCAUUGCUAAAGCCAACCAGAAUAAGGAGGGUGUUCCAGUCACUUUAGACAAGCACACCUUGGGUUUUGACACUGGAGACGCAACUCUGAAUGAAGCAGCCCAGAUUCUGCGCCUGCUGCACAUCGAGGAGCUGAGGGAGCUGCAGACCAAGAUCAACGAGGCCAUCGUAGCUGUUCAGGCUAUUAUAGCCGACCCCAAGACAGACUACAGGCUAGGCAAGGUCGGCAGAUGAGUGAGGGUGAAGAGAGCCGCUGGAGGAAAGGAAGGACUCAACCACAGGAGGCUGAAUUAGAUUUUCUAAGGAGAAGUUUUUUUGUUAGUUUAAAGUGGACAAAAUGAGUUGGCAUUUUUUCCAUUGUUGCAUGAGAUCAGACACAACAAACUGGGAAUUUGGCUGCCUUUCAUUUUUGUACAGCAGCUUGGAUAAUUUGACACCAAAACAUUUACUGUGUUACAGUAAUUGCUGAAUAGUUAAUACUGAAGUACUCAUUUCUGCUCGUAUGCUAAAUUAUUCAAUUCUUAAGACUUGGGGGUUGAAAACUGACCCUUUUUUUUUGCAGAUUAAGAAAUGGUUAUCUUGAAAAUGUUUACAAUGACACUGUGUGGGAAAGUCUAUAAAUACAGUUGAACAGA